AUCUGAAACGAAAACGGGAAAUAGAAAAUGCUCGGGCGUAAAAUUGGAAAUUUUUAGGCAACAAACGGGAAUGGGCUACGAGGGAGAAGGAAAUGGAAAUGGAAAUGAAAAUGUAACUGGAAAUAGAGGGGGAAAGGAGAAGGGUGGGAGGAAGCGGUAGGAAUCGGCAUCGCGCUGGCCGAUGUCGACGUCGACGUCGAUGCCAAUGCCGACAUUGACGAAAGCGUCGAGAGGCGAAGGCGUCGGCGGUAAAGGUGGUAAUGGCGGUGAAGGUGGUGGUGAAGGUGGUAAAGAUAGUAAAGGUGAUAGAGGUGGUAGAGGCGCUCGCUUGGUUGCGGUAACGACGCGACUGUGUCGGUGCACGGAAAAGGAUCAAUGAGCAGGUUCAAUAACCUGAAAUCCACUUGACGUCCGACUACCUAUUGGUACGAGUGACUGCGUCGCUUCAACAACCAAAAUAGAUAUUCAUUUUCCAAGAGUGCUAUUUUCCCAGCCAGACACAAAUCCAAUACCGCCGAUUUAAGUGCUCCGCUCGGGUCAAAGACCCGACAGCGGCACGCGAGCAUUCCGAAUAUCUCGAGAGUUUUUCUCGAAAGCGCGAAUCGCGACCAGCCACUCGGUACCAUCGAAUUCGAGUCGAAUCAUUUCGGCGUUGUUCGAUAAAAGUAGAGGUUCGACCGCGGAAUUAGUUCAUCCUUUUUAUAAACGAUAGGAGCCAGGAAAACAAUACGUAUCACAUUACGGUUAAGGAAAACUGUGUACGAAACUGUGUUUUCUUUACAGCUUACAAUGCUUGGGAAGUAUUCGAGAACAAACGAGGACGAAGCGUCGAGCGGUACGUCGUACUUGGCGCACUGGCUAAAUGCGAGUCAGUACGUAAGCACAAUACGCAUUUCGAGGCGCAUCGGGGGUGAAACGAUCGGGGAACGAGCGUUCGUGACUCCCUAUUUACCAGAGAGGGUAAGUGGGCCAAGGGGGGCCAAUAGGGGCCAACAGGGGUCACGCGGGGCUAAGAGGGUGCGCGUCGAACUAAAGGGAACGUGAAAGAAGCAGCGACGUUAUUCGAUCGAAAUGAUGACAGAAAUCGUCCGUCAAAGAGUCGAUGAAAUCGAGAACGGACGAUGUCGGAAAAGAAAAUUCGAUCGGUCCCGUUGAAUAGGUUCCAAACCGAGCGAGAAAUCAGCCGAAAGAAAUUGAGAUAGCGAACGGAACUUUCGGCAGAAAGCCGAGAAUCGUAUCGAAACGAUUGAUCGCAAGAAUUCGCUAGAAAUUGUUUUUGAGCGAUGUUUAAUUUUGCGUCGAGUUCGAUUAGUUCUCGCUAACCGACCGCGAGAUCGAGAUCCCCGAAAAGAAACAAUCGAAGAGACAAUUAACCUCGUUAAACUUCUGAUUCGUUUCGAAAUUCGGGAAAGCGACAAAAUCUAACCGUACAAACGAAAAACUAUGUCGUUGAAGUGGCUAAAGAAUUGGCAGCAUGAGAAUCAGAGUUCCGAAGGUAGUUCGGAAUCAACCUCGCAUUCGACUCAGUCCGCUAAUGAGGUAGAAGAAGAUGAUCUGACGUGUUGUCAUCGAAUGACCGUGUUCAGUCCUCGGAUACGAAACAUCCUGAUAACGGAACCUGUAAUGAAAUGGUUAGGGCAGCAUGUCACAUGGGAGCAUUUGUUCUCACUGACGACCAACGCAGGAAUCGUGUUGAUCGUCUGGGUGUUCUUGUAUUUCCUGCUGGGCAAUACGAUGCUACCGCGCAACAACGGCUUCGGCUUCUACAUUCUGCUGAUACUUUCUAAUUUGCUUGGUCGGAUUAUAUCGUCGAUCCCGUACCUGAAUCUCCCACCGGUACUUGGGAUGCUGUCAGCUGGUAUGAUCGUCCGCAACACGGGACUCUACGACAUCCACCAGGACCUCGGCAGCUCGAACGCCGCUAAAAUUCGAACAUUUUGCCUAACCUUCGUCGCGAUACGAGCUGGAAUCCAACUGUCGACCACUAGUUUGAAAAAGAACCCGGUCUUCGUGAUCAUCCUGGCUAUCAUACCCUGUACGAUGGAGAUGCUCAUACUCACUUUGUGCUGCAGAUACAUUCUACUGUAUCCUUGGAACUGGUCUUUUAUGACCGGAACGAUACUCGCCUGCCUGUCACCGGUAGUGACCGUGAACUGUGUCCUAGCUUUGGCCGAACGAGGUUACGGCGAAGACAAAGGACUCGCUACUAUACUCUGCACCGCCGCCACCUUGGAAAACGUGCACGUUGUUUCGCUGUUUGCUAUCUGUUACGCGAACGUUUUCACCAACGACGAAGGAAGAACAGAAUGGUGGUCCUUCGUGCCCGCUGGCCUUCGUGACGCGUUACUGGCAAUUGGAACGGGAGUUUCCCUCGGCAUUUUCUUAGUGUUUUUCCCGCAUCGUAGUCACGAAUACGUGACCUGGUAUCGCAUGAUAGGCUUGGUGUUCGCCUCCGUGAUGUGCACCACGGCGACAGCGCAAGUAACGAUCUCGGGCGGAGGAUACUUGGCCGCUAUGGUUCUGUCGUUCGUUGCUAUCACCGGCUGGAAAAUCUUGGCCGAUUCUUAUGACACGACGCUUAUUCGACGCACGGCUUUCGUCCUCUGGCAGUUGGUGCAACCGAUCUUGGCCGGAUUAGUAGGCGCCGACAUGGAUAUCGAGCGCUGGACCUGGUCUCGAUUCGGACUUCAUGUGACAUGUAUCCUGCUUGGGCUAACGGCGCGUAGUCUUGGUAUCCUGAUUAUCACCUACGGUGGACCGUUCACGUGGAGAGAAAGAGUGUUCAUGGUCAUCUGCGGGUUACCAAAAGGCACUUUACAGGCUGCGUUGGGACCAAUGGCGUACGAACGAGCGCGACGUGAAGCAGACGACUGGACGAUGGACCUGGCUCAGGACGUGGUCGAAGUGGCCUUCGUGACGAUGUUGUUGUUGGCGCCGCUCGGAUCUAUUCUCAUAAAUCAUACUGGACCGCUUCUUCUCAAAAGAGUAUCUAAACGAGAAGAGCGAAGAAAACGCGAGCUGAGUUACCUUCGAAUCCUUAGCCUUCAGCCUCUUCCGCGUUACUCAAUCAGAGAAAGGGAAAGAAAGCGGCGGGUUGCGAACGUCGUGACCGCUUGAACGACCGCUUCCAUUCCGUGCUACCGAUAACCUGUCCUCCUUCGCGAAACAAUAGCCACCGUGGCUCAUUUUCUUUUCUCUUCUCCUCUCUCCUCUCCUCUCCUCACCGCGCCUUUCAUCAACGCGCAACUUCUUUAGGCUCUGCUCCUCGCCGCGCUUCUUUUUUCUUCUUUUCGCAACACCUCCUUUCUCUUCCUUCUCCUCCUUCACCGCUGCUUUAUUUCUUAUCAAAGUGUCCAGACGAAGCGAAAAAUUUCCGCACGAAUAUUUGUAUUGUUUUUUUCGAAGUGCGUCGACGUUGUCGUCGCGAUGCGUCUCGUCGUCGUUGCAUCAUCGUCGAACCGCCGCUAAAUCGAGCCAAUUCCCAAUGUUUUGGAUCGCAUCGCGUCAAUCGACUUAACUUUUCAUUCAUUGUAUCUGUGAAACAAAAGACAACUUCUGUACACUGUUCUAUUCAUGGUAGAACAUUAUUCUCUGUUUUCCCUCUCCCUUUUCAUUUCGUAUUUAAACAAUUUAUCCCGCCUUAUGAAACGUACCUAUUAACCGCAGUACUUUGAGUCUUCGAUUCCAUAAUCAUGUACUCACAAUCAAAUCCUGUCUCCUUUUUCCAUGCUCGAAAAGAAUGCUUUCGUUCUAAUGGCUUUGAAGUAAUUUACGCUACAGCUUACUCGUACUAUCACAUACAUGUGCUGACAGGUUUGAAUGCCAUCCAUUUUAGUCACCUGCAAUUCCACCGAAAAUGUUUUUAAUUGUUAUAUUAUAACGAAAUAAACAUCUUCGUUUACGAGUAAUUUUCUGUUUGUCAUGUAUUUUAUGUCGUUACGCUAUUAUGGAUCAAUCAGAUUUCCAAUAAAAUUAGCUGCACUAAAAAGAAAUGUCGGUACAACAAUGGUCUCUUUUACUUUUUGCGACUUCUGCAUUUCUUUAUUGUUAGAUUUUCUUUUCAAAUCGGAUUCAAUUAUACGAGUGGUGCUAUCUAACGGUAAAUGACAAAAGUAAUUGUGCGCAGCGUAUCGAAUAAGGAACAGAACAAAACUCGUUAGUAAAUUGAACAACGCAUCAAAGAAAAUCGAUGACAUGGUUUGGAAAGUAAUUAAAAGAUAUCGAUCAAAAUUUUUAUUGAUUCGAUAUCAAACAAGAAGUGUCUUUUGAAACUCAUCGUCGUGUGAGGAUCUGCCUUUCGGUUCUAUCUUACCGUGUCAAGUUUCCAAACUAGAAUCGCGCGAGUUUAUGACAAACGUAGCCUCGCGGUUGUAAAUGUUUGGAUACCGUUGCAAGAUUGUGCGCGUAACACUCGAACACUUUGGGGCAUAACACGAUAACCAGAAGAUACUAGAAUGAUCUAGACUCGACUCAACGAUGCUUGGUAUAAUUGUGUCUGGUCGACUGG
Megachile rotundata (alfalfa leafcutting bee) is the source of this 4507-nucleotide messenger RNA. RefSeq names its product sodium/hydrogen exchanger 9B1. The record is from RefSeq and is a predicted model, not a curated record. NCBI's taxonomy places the organism in Eukaryota, Metazoa, Arthropoda, Insecta, Hymenoptera, Megachilidae.